This is a messenger RNA of Plasmodium yoelii, 2421 nucleotides long. RefSeq names its product glycine--tRNA ligase, putative. The record is from RefSeq and is a predicted model, not a curated record. Gene Ontology annotation, molecular function: ATP binding; glycine-tRNA ligase activity. Gene Ontology annotation, biological process: mitochondrial glycyl-tRNA aminoacylation. Gene Ontology annotation, cellular component: mitochondrion; cytoplasm. The transcript has a single exon. NCBI's taxonomy places the organism in Eukaryota, Apicomplexa, Aconoidasida, Haemosporida, Plasmodiidae. Bases 1 to 2421 code for a protein of 806 amino acids.
AUGAAAAUAAUUUUAACAAUUGUUCUAUAUAUGUUCUUACAAAGAAUAUUACACAAUUUAGCUAGCUGUAAAAUAACAACAGUAUAUAAAAUAAAACAAGUGAAAAGGAUAAAAAAAAAAUAUUAUAUACAAAACUUUCAUACAUUUCGUAAGAAUAUAAUAAUAAAACCAAAGAGAAAAGUAAAUUAUGUAUUUUUUUCAAACAAACCAACAGAUAUAAAAAUGAAUAUAAAUGAUAGUGAAAAUAUAGAAAAACAAAUUGAAAAAAUAAGUCAAGAAAUAUCUUUAUUAAUAGAAAGAAAUGAAUCUAUUAAAAUUAUAAAUGAUGAUCCUGAUAUAAAAAAAGAAUAUGAAAAUAAUCAAAAUUUAUUAAAAGAAAAAAAAAAAACUCUAAAUGAAUUAUGUAGUAUAUUUAGUCAACCCUUAAAUCUUGUUGAAAAUAGAUCAAAAUUAGAAAGCUUAAUAAAAAGAAGACUUUUUUAUACAAAUUCUUUUGAAAUAUAUGGAGGUGUUUCUGGUUUGAUUGAUUAUGGACCAUCAGGUUGUUUGUUAAAAUAUGAAUUAGAAAAAUUAUGGAGGAAUCAUUUUGUUUUUUAUGAUGAAAUGUUAGAAAUAAAAGGAACAUGUAUAACACCAUAUUCUGUUUUAAAAACAUCAGGACAUGUUGAUAGAUUUACAGAUUUAAUGAUUAAAGAUAUUGUAACAAAAGAUUGUUAUAGAGCUGAUAAAUAUUUAUCAGAAUGGUUAAAAAAUAAAUUAGAUGAAAUAAAAGAUCAAAAAAAUGAUGGAAAUGAAAAAAGAGAAAAAAAUUUCGAUAAUUCUGAAAAUAUAAAUAAUGUACAAACAAUACAAGAAAUUGAAUCAAUAUUGAGAAGAUUAGAUGGAAUGAAUGAAAAUGAAAUAAAAGAUGUAAUUAAAAAAUAUAAUAUUAAAUCUCCUGAAAAAAAUGAUUUAUCUGACCCUUUCCCCUUUAAUUUGAUGUUCCAAACAAAAAUAGGUCCAAAAGAAAAUAACGAAAAUGAUACGAUUGAAAAAAACAUAAACGAUAUGAACAAAAAUAACAUAGCAUUUCUAAGACCAGAAACAGCACAAGGUAUUUUUGUAAAUUUUAAAAAAUUACUUGAAUAUAAUGGUGGUAAAAUGCCAUUUGCUGGAGCACAAAUAGGAUUAGGGUUUCGAAAUGAAAUAUCACCAAGAAAUGGGCUACUUAGAGUUCGAGAAUUUGAAAUGGGAGAAAUUGAAUAUUUUUUUAAUCCAGAAAAAAGCAAACAUGAAAAAUAUGAUUUAUACAAACAUUUAGUAUUACCAUUAUAUCCAAGAACAAAUCAAUUAAAUGAUAAUGGAAAUGUUAUAACAAAUAUGAGUUUAGAAGAAGCAGUAAAUAAUGGAAUAAUUUGUAAUGAAGCUUUGGCAUAUUUUCUAGCAAGAACAUAUUUAUUUUUAUUAAAAUGUGGAAUAAAAAAAGAUGGAAUAAGAUAUAGACAACAUUUAGAAAAAGAAAUGGCACAUUAUGCUAAUGAUUGUUGGGAUGCAGAAAUUUUAACUUCAUAUGGAUAUAUUGAAUGUGUAGGGCAUGCAGAUAGAUCUGCUUAUGAUUUAAAACAUCAUAUGAAUGCAACUGGUUCUAAUCUAUAUGGUUGCCAAAAAUAUGAUAAACCUGUUGAUGUUGAAUUUGUAAAAAUAAUUCCUAAUAAAGCAAAAAUUGGUAUGAAAUUUAAAAGUGAUCAAAAUAAAAUUUAUAAAAUAUUAAAUGAAAAAACCAAUGAAGAUUUGUUAAUUAUUGAACAAGAGUUAAAUAAAAACCAAACAUACAUUUUAAAAGGCUAUUCGGACCAAAGCAAUGACAAUAAUAAUGACUCAUUCGAACUAACACGAGAUAUGAUUUCAUUUCAAAAAUAUACUAAAAAAGUACAAGAAUCGAAUUUUAUUCCUAAUGUUAUAGAACCAUCAUUUGGUAUUGGCCGACUAAUAUUUUGUAUUUUAGAGCAUUCAUUUAGAGUUAGGCAAUUUACAGAUGACAAAGAAGAAAGACAUUAUUUAUCAUUACCUUAUGCAUUGUCUCCAAUUAAAUGUUCUGUUUUAUCGAUAUCAAAUAAUAAAGAAUUUUAUCCAUAUAUUAAACAAAUACAAACUAUUUUAAGUGAAAAUAAUAUAUCUUGUAAAUUAGAUAAUUCAAGUGUUUCGAUUGGUAAAAAAUAUGCCAGAAUUGAUGAAAUAGGUAUUCCAUUUGCGGUAACUAUUGAUUUUCAAACAUUAAAAGAUAAAACAAUUACUCUUAGAGAUAGAGAUUCUAUGCUUCAAAUUCGAGUUAAUAUAUCAGAAGUAUCAGAUAUUAUAAAUUCAUUAUUAUCACAAAAAUCUUCAUGGUCUGAUUAUGUUCAAAAAUAUGGUCUUUUUAUUCAACAAAAUUUGGAAAAUUAA